This is a messenger RNA of Theileria orientalis strain Shintoku, 4722 nucleotides long. RefSeq lists its product as hypothetical. Gene Ontology annotation, molecular function: protein binding. The coding region runs from base 1 to 4722 and encodes 1573 amino acids. Lineage: Eukaryota; Apicomplexa; Aconoidasida; Piroplasmida; Theileriidae. The transcript has 2 exons. The record is from RefSeq and is a predicted model, not a curated record.
AUGGUUUCCAAAUUUAGGUCAGGAAGUCACAUCCUGAUUUACGGAUUCAAUACUAACAACAAGGAAUCAUUGAAUAAAUUCGUUGACGCCUUUAACGAAUCGUACAAUCAUCUGUACCUAACUUCCAACUGGAAUGAUUUGAAAAAGUUUGUAAAUGAUUCUUUUGUGGCGCUCGAGUCGCUUACACAGGAUGAGUACUCCCGGAAUUCUGAAAGUUUAUUGAUAAACAAUUUUAACACGUUGUCCACUAUUAACUGCUCCUUAAAUGUUGACGAUUCUAUGUUAAGUUUCGCCUCAAACAAUGACCUUUUGUAUUCAAACAUCUUGUGCGAGUUUGACAAUGCAGUCGAGAGUCUUAUUCAGCUGGGAAUUGUUCAUUACUACCUGAGGAUUGAAAUGAAUAGGUACAUCGUGGACAACAUAGGAGGACUCGGCAAGAUAAGAAAAACAAGGUGCCACAACGUGUACCGAGAUUUAUACUGCAGGGGUAUUUACAUAUAUGAUUUUGCGCCAGUUGAUGGGCCAGGGAUAAUUCGUCACGUAGUUGAAUACUGGAAGAACCAGAUAGAUUUGGAAGUGUGGUCGCUCCUGGUGAAGAUACUGGUUAACGUGGACUCUAUAUACAACCUGAUCAACAAAAUAGAUUCUAUGCCUUUAUCGCUGAGACUAAAGAUGUUCUUCAGAGUGACGUUUAUGUUCAAUCACAGCUCACUGUCAGUCAUGGACCCGAGAACGAUGGACAUAUCGGAGGGGUGUUGGGACCGCUUUGAACAGAAUUUCGAAAGCGCCGAGUCAGUUGAUAGCAUGGAGUCGACAAACGCAGUUUACAGUCGCCUGAAUGACAAAAAAUCACUUGAAAAAGUGCUCGAAAGUAUUUCUAAAACGUACAUAGUAUCGCACGUGUUCUCGUCCAGCUUCAAUUUUCAGUGUUUCUUCAUCGAGGGCAUGCUGUUGUUUUCACAGCUGUGCAAAGACUUCUACCACGAAGUCUUCUCGCGGGUCUACUCGAUUCUGUUCGACGUACUCCAGAUUUUCGUAAGCAUUAACUUCUACUAUCGGUACUAUAACAAGAAGGAGAUGACAAAUAAGCUGUUGUACGGGUGCCUCGGGCUGUGUAAACUGUAUUUUAAGCACUAUAACUUCAUACCUCCAGUACUCCAGUUGGUGUACAACCAGCACAGGAGGGACAUGAUGAUGAAUUCGGUGUGGUUCGAGAGCUUGAUGCCGGUGUUCUCAAAGGACUCCUCACUGGUCUCGAACUUUAAAAAUCCCAUUCUGGGCUUCUGUAAAAUAUCGGCAGUGCUGAAGUCAGACCUGGAGUACAACUUCCUGUUUCACGCCUCAAACAGCUUUGACUUCGACCCGCAGUACUACGAGUACUUUGUAAUGAACCCGAACACACAAAUUAACGACAGCAACUACCCCGUUCAAUUUCAUUUGAAUUUUACAACGUUGGAGCUGCUGAGGUUCAAGGGGCGGUCGCCGACUAGAAGUGGCGAGUUCGGAACCCUAGUGAUCAAUGGAACAAAAAUAUCGAAAUUUAACGAAUCGCAGGACGCUUAUAACCACACGCACUUCAUGCGGUCACUCUACAAUAUGUCGAGUAACGCGAGGAUAACAAACGUAACGAGGAUAAAGUACCUAAGAAGGUACUACGGUCUGUACUUUAGGACCAAUUACGACGGGAGUUGGGUGUCGAGACAGUACCCAGAUAAGAUCUUGGUGAUCGUGAUCUCGUGCUGCUUCAUGAUGGAUGACAUCUACAGCUUCAUACACUACUCGCAGUCGCUGGAGUACCUGCAGUACAAGGACACACUCAAGAGCAAGAACAGGGCGAUCGUGAGGACGCUGCUGCCGUUCGUGCCAAACAGGUCCUCGAAGGACGCGAAGAAAAUACUGCUCUUCCAGAAGCACAUUAAAAAGAGGCUUAGGUUUAGCCUGAUGUACUCGAAGAACUUCAUGCCCUUCAUUCCAAACCUAAACAAGAAUCACAGGCCGCUGUCGAAGUUCAUCUUCAAAUCCGAGCCUAAGCCGAAGUGUGAAAUAUAUUUGAACGAGAGCGAGGAGGGAGGGACGAAGAUAUCCUUUAAAAUCACGGUAACCAGGGACAUACGCUCUUCGCCCUCAGCGCUUGGUGUUAAGAGCCUGAAGAACCCGCUGCUGAGCUCGUCGAAGGCGUCCUACGGACAUCACCACAAUCACGCCCAUUUCAGGAACAACAGGGCCAACAGGAGGUCGAUUUCGAGGUACAACACGAACCUGAACGCGUUCUUGAACACACACGCCACUGGAGAGAACAUAGACAACAACAGGUUCUUCGGGUCAGGCUCGAAGUGCAUCCACUCGUCAAUGGGAUCGUCAUUCAAGGCUUGCAACUUUUGCAACAACUUGAACAACUUCAGGCACAUCAGUCACCUUUUGCACCUGAUUGACCUGCUAAGCCACCACCUGUUCACGCUGAACCUGUCGUGUGGCCUCGACUACUCCCUGCACUUCAGAAACACGACGCUGAGGGAAGCGGGCUGUCCCAAGCUCUCGGAUCAAACGCACAACGUGACGGUGAAUACAGGGGAUCUGGCCUCGAGAUUCUCAGACAUCAUAUCGCAAAUCGACAGGACGUUUAGCUCCACGUACUCCAAUUAUCACUUCAAGGGGCAGUACCCAUUUAGAAUUUUAAACGAAAUAAUGGAGAAUACGGUUCUGUUAUCGCUGUCCACGGUGUUUCACGAAAAGUAUUACAAUCACCUGCUUUCAAGGCUCGCAAUAUAUAACCUGGUCAAGGGGAGGUUUAACAUAGCAGUCACGCUGAUUAAAAGAACGCUAUCGGAUAGCAACAUGUACAACAUAAACUACGGAGCCAGCGACAGCCACCUGAAGGAGAAUUAUCUCUGCGAAAUAGAUAGGCGCUUCAAGAUACAGAUCCUGAGUAAAAUAUAUAUUGAGCUCCUGAACGACUUGCAUUCAUUCAGAGAGCUGUUUGCGUGUACCGAUUCGAAAACUGAAUCAGAAGCGAAAGACGAAACCAGCAGAGCAGAAGUAAAAACUGGAUGCAGCCUAGAUGGAAACACACGAGAACACAACAAGGAUGGGCAUGAAGCACAUGAGGAGUACUAUUUCGGUUACAGAAUGGGUCUGAUGAAAGCGUUUGCACACCUGAAGGAGGCCUCCUCUAAGCUCAUGGAGUCCCUGUCAAUACUCGAUUCAAGUUACAGGAAGAUGGCGUGUGACAUGCCGGGAGGGGAGAGUUACAGGCAGCUGUUUGCAAACACCGCAAUGCCACUUGAAGGAGAUGCGUACCGGCGUGCACUGGAGAGGGCGACCGAGAGCCUGUUGCGUACCGUAUCGCUGGACCCCCUGGACCACAAGGCCUGGUACUACCUGGCGCAGUGCAGCCUCUACUCCAACGACCUGCACUUCGCACACGGGUGCUGCAAACGCUCCAUCGAGUGCUUCGACUCGUGUGUGGCCUCGUGGAUAACCAGGGUCAUCUGCUGCAGCGCCCGCGUGAGGACGUGCGCGCCCUUCCACACAAACGACGAGCACUGGGAAGAGUACGUGGUAAAACGGUCGUUUGAAAACUCAGUUUCGUUCGUGUCGCUGCCGUCACCCUUUGAGCCACUGCUGCCCCUGCACAUUAGCAGCUUCGAGGGCCUCGAAUCGCACUUCAAGAAGUGCGUCGGGGACGAUAACGAAAACUGCAUGUUCACCCUGAGGUCUCUGGAGAACCACGGCAACGUUUACGUGGCGAGCGCCAUACUGCAGCUCGUAACCAGGAACAGCGCCAGCUUUAACGCGUUCUUCCCGUGGGAACUCCCCUACCUGGGGGCCGCGCAGCCAAAGUACAGACACGGGCUUUCUCAGAACUACGAUACGACGCUCCCUGGCACGCCUAGGGGCGACCGCUUCUCGGCUGAAUUCACCUCCAGCGUCAAGAGGAUGGUCUCAAGCUCAGUCGAAAGCAACUACCCGGUCUGCGCGGUGCCCUUCAUCAACCUCGUCCUGGAGACGUUUUUGAAUAAGCAGUUCAACCUGCAGUGCAGGCACCACGCCGACAGGCUUUUCUCCUACAACUCGGGCGUGUUGUCGCAGAGUUUCCUGGAGGAGGAGCUCUACGGCUGGGCCACGUGCAUAGAGUGUCUGGCCCAGAUCGGCGAGGCCGAACUAUCGCAAAUCCUGCUGCCAGUUUUGGAGCUGUAUCUGGAGUACUACUCUCUGGACAAAAAUCGGAAGCGCGCCGAAAAGAACGUGUGCAGAAGCCUCCAUUUCAACAGAAACGACAAGAAGCUGGUCCGGAGCUUCUUCUCAGACGAGCCAGUGGGCUCGACUGAUUUCAUGCUGGAGUCCAAGUACCUCACGGUGUACACGUGGUGCUAUAACACUGGCGGCUCUGCUGACUCCCUUAAGAGCCUUUUGCAACACGUGCGGAAUGGCAACUCGCGGGGCAACUACACGAAGUUCGUCCUCCUCGAGAACAGGCUGCUGGUGGGCCUGAAGGAGUACGAAAAAUCCGUUCAGCUCUCGAAUCAGCUGCACAGAAACGCGAUGAAGAUCUCCCAAAGCACCGAUUUUGACUUGGAGUACCGCAGCCUUCUUGCCUUCGCACACUCGCUCAAAAUGGUGGGAGAGGCCGACAAAUCGAAAACGGUUGGCGACUUCGCGCAUCAGAUGCACAUGACCACCCCUGUUCUGAAGCUGGACCUUUGUCUAAACAUACCGCUGUAA